Fasciola hepatica (liver fluke) is the source of this 297-nucleotide messenger RNA. Lineage: Eukaryota; Metazoa; Platyhelminthes; Trematoda; Plagiorchiida; Fasciolidae. The record is from the annotation of a GenBank genome assembly.
AUGCGAACUGUUACCAUAUUAUUACUGGUGGUCAUCUGUUUGCGCGGAAUGAAUACGCAAGAGACCGAAGCCAAUGCAGAACAAUCAACGGUGACCACAAUAACUUCGGAGUCUAAUAAACAAACUUCUCCACAAAGCACAGGCAGCACGGGUGCUGCAUCAGUUCCCGGCACUAUAUCCACCCCCGCAUCCACAGUGUCCACACAAAGAGCAUCUACCACUGGUGGUUCAAUGCGACUUCUGGUUCACGCAACUGGCUGGAUUCUACCACUUAUCACCGGGACUGCCCUCUUUUGA